This is a messenger RNA of Quercus robur (English oak), 1864 nucleotides long. RefSeq lists its product as uncharacterized. The coding region runs from base 17 to 799 and encodes 260 amino acids. Lineage: Eukaryota; Viridiplantae; Streptophyta; Magnoliopsida; Fagales; Fagaceae. The transcript has 2 exons. The record is from RefSeq and is a predicted model, not a curated record.
GUGGAGAAGUAUCCACAUGGGAUGGGAGGAUUUUAGCAAGAAUAUUCGCUUUGAGGUAGGGGUGGGGGAUAGAGUGAAGCUUUGGGUAGAUCUAUGGUGUGGGGAUUCUCCACUUCAAUUGACUUUUCCGAAUGUGUACAGGAUGGUCUUUGAUAAAGCGGCAUUGGUGGCCUCUUCUCUUGAACGAUUGGGGAUAGAGGAGUGGAGAAGCUGGGAUGUUCAUUUUAUUCAGAGACCAAAUGAUUGGGAAAUGGGUGGUGUGGAUGAUUUUCUUCGUACCUUGGGCUUAAAUCUACCUCCCACUGAGAAUAGAGAUCGUAUGCGAUGGAAGUUGACAAAGAAUGGGGACUUUGAUAUUCAAUCGUUCUACAAUAAGUUAAGAAGCCCCUUGCCCAUUAUUUUUCCUUGGAAAGGUGUUUGGAAGGUUAAGGCUCCUCGGCGUAUUUCCUUCUUUGUGUGGACUGCUGUAUGGGAUAGGAUCCUUACAGGUGAUAAUUUGAGGGGUAGAAGGUUGGAUUUUGUCGAUUGGUAUAUCAUGUGCCGCAGUAAUGGGGAGACGGUGGAUCAUUUGUUAUUACAUUGUGGAAAGGCUUAUUGGUUGUGGACUUUGGUGUUUAGAUCCUUUGAGUUCUCUUGGGUCUUGCCAAGAUCGGUUGCAGAUACUCUUUUUGGUUGGUGGAAUUGGCUUGGAAAGCAUUUGUCUAGCAUUUGGAAUUUAGCUCCAUUAUGCUUGAUGUGGUGUCUUUGGAGGGAGCAAAAUAGGAGGACAUUUGAGGACAUGGAUAAUUCGGAUGACUAGCUAUUGGCCUCCUUCAGUGGCACUUUGUUUGACUGGUCUAGGGCGUGGGGACUCACCUCUAGUGAUUUUCUCCCUAUUUUCCUUAGCUCCCUUCUAUGUACUUAGUAUAUUUCCUUUUCUUUAUCUUUACACUCUUUCUUUUCCCUUUGUAUUUUUCUCUCUGCUUAUGUUUUUCUGCAUAAGGUAGUGUUUUUGAAUAUAAUCUUUAUUACCUAUCAAAAAAAGAAAAGAUCAAGAGUUUUACCUGCAGUUGUUGGAACUAUACAGUCAAAUAGGUUCUCAUGCAAUGUUGGCUUCAGAAAAAGGAUUGGUCGGAUGUCAAUUCAGUUUGAUGAGUUUUAACCAUAUAAGUUUAUUGUUUUAAUAUUGAAAAUAUAUUCAUAGAAUUGAAUUCUAAAUAACCAAAUUUAAAAUUUAAUGUAGAAAAUUUAAAUAACCUUGAAUAGCAUUGAGCAACUCUCCCCAAAUUAUGAAAUUAUCAGUUGUCCAUUUAUUCCUAGAAACUAAUUCAUUAUAAAGAUCUAAAAAUAAAUCCACCAAAUUUAAUCCCAAUCAUCAAUUAGUCACUUACUUGUAGAACUAUUUCAAUAUAAAGAUCUCAGACAAAAUCCACCAAAAUUUUGAUUAAUGCAAGGUUCUACAAAGAAAUCCUAACCCAUAAUUGAAUUUCAACUCCAUACUCUUCCCUAACCUCAGAUCUAACCUAAAUAUUAACAAGCAUUUAUGAUUGAAAUUUCGAAGUUGGAAAAUAAAAUAAAGGUCAGUAGAAGAGAGAGUGUGCAUGCGCUCACAUAUCUAUCUAAAAGUUUGAGUUUUAGGCCUGGACCUUUGAUACAAAACUGUAAGUGAUCAAAGGACAUUCUUGAUGAGGCCGUUGAAAUGAGCUAGUGCAAUCAAGGCCAGGGCCAAUCACGCAGGACAAUCAAAUUGAGCAUUAAGCCAAGUCAACACCGAAGCAGGUGAGAGAAUUUGAAAUUGUAAAACCAUAAAAAACUAAAACUGUGUUUGUUUGAAUGAUAAUUAAAUUGAAUUGGAGUUUUGUAGUUGAAAUGAAAUUGUUUGUUG